Molecule: messenger RNA, 1572 nt
Organism: Penicillium olsonii
Lineage: Eukaryota; Fungi; Ascomycota; Eurotiomycetes; Eurotiales; Aspergillaceae
Source: the annotation of a GenBank genome assembly
AUGUCCGAUCACCACUCACCAUGUCAUAUAGGGCCUAAAGUCGUCCACCAAGUCCCUGAUGGAGGCAUUGUCCCCUCACCUACCGCGCCCUCACAACUACCCCUCCUGACCUUCUCCGAUGUCUCGUUCUUCGUGAUCCCUCGCCAGGAGCUCUGUGGAAACCUACUCCAAGUCUGUACCAAUGGGUACCGCAUUCUGGGCUACCCAAUCUGCAUGAAGUCUGCGCGCUAUGAUCGCAACGAAUUCAUCUUCAAUUUCUGUAUCGUGCUCGCAGAGGAGGACGAUUUCAGCACGUACAAGAGUGUGGUGCAGAAGAUCGCAGACCUGAUGCAUGGCUUGGAGGAGCAGAAUGGCUUCCUAUCUCGCGAUUUCUCGAAGAGUGGCGAGGGGAAGAUCUACAGUCUUUGUGAGAUGUUGAUGGAGGACUUGAAUAACUACUGCGAGUGCAUGAUUCCCAUCGACGACUUGAAUACUCUGAACAUCAAGCUGUUCCCCAUAUACCCCUCUCCCCCGCCAGUCAAGGCCUGGCAGGUCCCUCUCUUCAUGUUACGAUACCAGGCCUUCACCGAUGAGAAUUGGGACUUGACCAUGCAGAGAAUCGUACCGCAUAUCAACGGCGUCAACAGCGUACGUCUCAUCUCUAUUCUAGCCGACACAGACUUCUCCCUCACCUGUCGCGCACUCCGCCAUCUCCUCUACUACAGCUGUCUAUUCCUCCUCGACAUAUUCUCCUUCUCAGCAAUAUACGCCCCAACCGCCCAAUUCAGCACAACCAUAGCCUCCGACGAAGCGAUGCAGCUAGAAUGCGCACGCUACGUCAACCUCCGCUUCGCACCCCACCCCCCAAUGGGCCCAUCCAUCCCUCUAGCCCAAGGCACAAGCGCAAACGGCAGCACAACCAAUACCGCCCUCUCCACAUCCCUCACAGACCCAAGUCUCACCCAAGAAGCCCGCUUCGACGCCGAAGAAAUCUGGCCCUUACUAGGCGAAGAAACCACCCCAACGCCUGAUACAUCGACAUUCCAUAAACCGGCCGUUGUCGACGGCGCCGCACUAGUCGAGCUUUACGCAGGCCUCAAGCAAGGCCAGAGCGUUAAGCAAUGGUACGCGCAGCAUAGUCGCUCUUUGGAAAAUAUCGAUAUCAGACGCUUUAUCACAUUCGGCGUCAUUAAGGGCUUCUUGUACCGCGUUCACAAAUACGCUUGUGCAACGGGCCAGCCGGCCCCACCUCCGCGCUCUUCCUCGUUCACGCCGACGGGUCAUUCGUCGCGUGUUACUACUGGGACGAAUACGCCGUAUGCUGUUUCGAGUGUUGGGGAAGAUGGUGGGAAGCGCGAGGGGAGUCGGGAGAGGGCUGGGUCGUUGAUGAGUGGGAGGGGUGCUGGGAGUGGGACGCCUUCGGCGUUUUGGGAGGAUGAGGAAGAGGAGAUUGUUAGUGAUGAGGUUUUGGGGAAGUAUCUUGAUGGUACGCAUUGUUUUGAUCAGAUUUGUACGGAGCUGGAGAUGAGUGAGAGGGAGUUGACGGCUAGGCUGAAGAGGUAUCCUGGUGAAGUGUUGAUUUUGCAUCGAUGA